This is a messenger RNA of Pseudo-nitzschia multistriata, 1290 nucleotides long. The record is from the annotation of a GenBank genome assembly. NCBI's taxonomy places the organism in Eukaryota, Bacillariophyta, Bacillariophyceae, Bacillariales, Bacillariaceae.
CCAGAGCAAGCCUAUUGGGUUGCAAACAAUCGCAAACAUACGCAACAAUCUUAGCUUGACCAUGACGAAAAACCAGACUUUUAGGACCUCGGAUGUCCGCUGUGCCCUGCUCCUCUUUUUUUUCCUGAGCAGCAGCGUCCAAGGGAGGCAGUGGCAGUCCAUCGUGAACCACGACAUUGUGGACAAAUCGAACAUUGAUUCGAGCCGGUACGAGCUGGCGAUUGAGAUCGCUCCCCUGUUCAACCCGGAGGAAAAGAGCCCCACGGAAAUUCCGACGGAAGCUCCAAAGGUGACCACAACCACGGUUUGGACAGCCGGGGUCCCGACGUCGUCCCCCACCAAGACGCUACCAACAAACGGGCCAACCCUUGUACCAACCGCGUUCAGUCCCCAAAACAACGGAGGCUGUCAAGAGGGACUCAGGCCCUACGAGUUGCAUAUGAACGAUCAGUGGGGCGACGGCUGGGACGGAACAACAAUUACGAUCGAGGGAAUUUCCGAUCUCGAUCCGAUGGCUGCCGACCUCCCUACCGCUUCCAUGACGAACACGAACACGAACGCUGAAGGCGAAACGGUGGUUUCAAUCACACAGACGGUGGACUUUGAUACAUUCGAUAGCAACAAACAAACUGAUCCCCUGGGAAAGAUUUUCGAAGGCACUCUUUCACAAGGAUACCACGAUUUUGCCAACAUCUGCCUCCUACCCAAUCGGUGCUAUCGAGUCGUUACGUCGGGUGGUGAUUUCUUGGGAGAGGUCUCGUGGGACAUUCGACUGGGAGCCUCCUCGGAACCAAUUCUUUCCGGUCGUGCACCCACCGGAUGCACGUUUUCGAUCCCCGACGAACACGGCCAUCAUUUCUGCGAAAACACGUGCAGCGACACCAUGCCUGCCAGUGGCGCAGCCAACCCCUCCGAGCUGACGGACCAUCCCCAGCUCAACGAGGACGCAGCGGGAGCCGAAGAGGAGACCGAGUUCAUACAACCAGCAGGAACCGAAGAGCCGACCGAGGCCGCGCCAGAAACAGUGUUUAUGAAAUCGGGCACGCUCGACGGAGUUUCGGCAUCGGUGACGCCCGUGACGCAAUCGAUGCUUUCGGGCGGAACUAGCGCCGCCACGAGGAAUACACUGAAAAACUUUCAAUCUCUGAAUGCCGAGGACAGCAGCAACUAGAAGAAAUACAAGACUGUCGUUAUCUGUUCCUAACGGUAUCUUACUUUGACUCAACAAUUUGUACUCCAAUCAUUGUCUUGUCAGAAUGCAUUUAAAUUAUAUAAACAAAUGCUUUUUUA